UCUUACCUACAUUUUUCAUCGCCAAAUAUGGCACAACUAAACAGCCAUGGAUGAUGGUGGUGGGAAGUCAUGAUUAACAGCAACAAAGACGAGUUUACUCUAUCAAUACUUGUCACCAGUGCAGCAGUCAUGUUGGCUGUUUUAUGGUACAAGUUUACAAAUUCGAGCACCAAACCUCCACUGCCACCUGGUCCCCGAUCCUUGCCGAUUGUUGGGUACCUCCCAUUUCUUGGUCCUAACUUGCACACUCAAUUUACCAACAUGGCUCACAAAUACGGUCCCAUCUUCAAGUUCCAUCUCGGAAGCAAGCUUCAUGUCAUCAUAAACUCCUUAGAGUUAGCAAAAGCAGUGGUUCGUGACCACGAUGAGAUCUUCGCUAACCGCAGCCUAACAGUCGCUGCAUCGGUAAUAACAUACGGAGGCCAAGAUUUCGUAUGGUCCGACAACAACUCGAACUGGCAUAACCUUCGUAGGAUAUUUGUCCAUGAGGCCAUAAAUAACAAGAAUCUUGAAGCAUGUAGUUAUUUCAGAAGGGAUGAAAUUAGAAACACUAUCAAGAAUGUGUUUAGUAAAAUCGGUACACCAAUCGACAUUAGCGACAUUGCUUUCGUGACUCAGACAAACGUCAUAACUAGUUUGAUUUGCGGAAACACAUCAGAUAGCCAUCUUGGAUCAGAGUUGCAGAUGGUGGCUUGGAACAUUGUUGAGAUUUACGGACGACCGGAUUUAUCUGAUUUCUUCCCUAUUCUUGCGAGGUUUGAUCUACAACGUGUUGAGAGGGACAUGAAGAAACAACUUCAUAGAUUGGAUCGAAUUAUAGAAACCAUGAUUCAAAAUCGAAUCAAAGCGAACUCAGAAAUGUCACAUGAAGAAGUUGGUGAUCAUGGGAUGAUGAAAGAUUUUCUGCAGAUCUUAUUAGAUCUCAGGAACCAAGAAGAUGUAAAUUCUCUUAACAUCACUAACAUGAGGAAGGCCUUUCUUCAGUGUUAUAAUACACUUCUCAAACAAUCUUGACCCAUCGGGAAGGGCUGCACUCGGGGUCCAUAAUGCUGAAUACAAGAAGAACUCGGGAUCGAUUAGUUCGGAAAACUUAGCAACAAGCAUCGUUGAAAACAUGCCGCGAAUGAUGGUUAUUACAGGUCCUGAGCUCGUGAUUCGGAGUUAACGGUUUAUCGUGAAUAAAUUAGAUGAGUCGCAACGUGUUUUUAUUAUGUGUUGGUUGUAAUUUGUGUGUGAUAGCAACUUUAUGUAUAGCUUGGUUUCUUGGAUAAUGUUGUUUUUCUAGUUGGUUAUGUGCAUUAUAAUCUGCAAAUAAAUAAAUAAUGUUGUGAAGGAUUA
Molecule: messenger RNA, 1338 nt
Organism: Helianthus annuus (common sunflower)
Lineage: Eukaryota; Viridiplantae; Streptophyta; Magnoliopsida; Asterales; Asteraceae
Product: cytochrome P450 93A3
Exons: 2
Coding region: 70-1014 (314 amino acids)
Molecular function (GO): oxidoreductase activity, acting on paired donors, with incorporation or reduction of molecular oxygen; iron ion binding; heme binding
Source: RefSeq, a predicted model, not a curated record